UUCUCGGGCAACAGCAGCCGCUGCUUGAAGUCCAAUUGGAGCUCCUUUCAGCUUUCCAUCGCCGCCUAGCAAGCUCCUGAGUGUAUUCCUGCGUCCUUAAUUAAGGUUGCAGCUCGAACCGCUUCACCAGAUGCAGAGGAUGAGGAAGCUACACUCGAAACAACUCGUCCGGCUGAUGAUGGAGUACACCCCUGGUCCCGCCUGCAUUCACACAUGGCACCCUGGUCGCUGCACUGGUCUCUUGUUGAACAUGAGAAGCAGCUGUCGAAUGGGGAAAUCCAUCACAUCGAUGUGUUGUGGCAGCUCCAACAUGUCAACAGAGUCGGGUGCAACAUUGAUGGCAAUAAGGGCUGUCCUUGCAUAGGCUCAGCGCACGGUCUAGGGCAGCUGCAUACAGCCUGGCGACGCGUGAAGCGUGACGACGGUCUCCAGAAUCCUUCUCGGUGUGGCCUCUCCCAAGCAAACACCGAAAUUGAGCACGGAAAGGCCAGAUCAUUUCCUGCCAACCCUUCAUUACGGAAUGAAGCUGAUGCUGGCACUCACAUCUGUCGAGUCACAUCUGACAACCACUACAGCAUUUGCUUGGUUGACAGCAGCAUCACGAGGCUGCCAACUAUAUGUAUACAUCCAGGUUGCAUGUUCAUGAGGGUCGACGUUGCAUGUUGUCGGCCAAACAAAACAGACUGACGUGUCUGCUGGACGGCUCCACAUCUCUAAGGUCAGAGC
Molecule: messenger RNA, 726 nt
Organism: Macroventuria anomochaeta
Lineage: Eukaryota; Fungi; Ascomycota; Dothideomycetes; Pleosporales; Didymellaceae
Exons: 1
Coding region: 214-687 (157 amino acids)
Source: RefSeq, a predicted model, not a curated record